AGCCAAUCCAGAGGACGUACUGAGGAGAGCGAUGGAUAGAUGGCGGAGACUGAGCUAGCUUGCAUGCCAUUUUUAACAACAAAAAAUUGCUUAACACAUUUUCUAGCUAGCAGAGGAUGAGAGGAGACUAUUAAUAGCUAUAGCUAUAUAGCUAGCACACGCACCGGCAGAGCGAGAGCAGGCCAGCCAGGGCACAACCACAGCAGCUGCAACAACUGCCAUGCAUCUGUACUUGGUGGCGAGAGGCAGGGAGCUUUAGGCGAGCCUAGAGUCGUCGUCGUCUCCUCUCCCGAUCGGCUGGCUCCUACUUGCAUGGUCCCCGGCCCGCGUCUCUUUGCUCUCCGAUCCGACCUCAGUCACGGCGCCCAUCCCGGCCGCCCCCUUAAAACCGCACCAACUCGUAGCCAAAUUCUCGAGCUCACACCCACAUAUAUACACACAGAAAUAUAUACUACCAAGCUUGCCGCUUGUCGCCUCACAACCUACGACGAGCGGCUACCUUAAUUAGCUAAGCUAGAAUUCUUGGGGGGCGCACGCGGCAGCGUCUAGCUCGGAGCCGGCGGCCAUGGCGAAGCCGCAGGAGGUGCGCAGCGUCGACUCCUUCUCGCAGCUGCCGUUCAUCCGGCCGGCCCCGCCCCCGGCUCCGGCGCAGCCGAGGGACGCCACCAUCCGGCUCUUCGGCUGCGACUUCUCCAACGACGACCAGCAGCAGCGGCAGGCCAAGCAGCAGCAGCAGCACCGCCAGGACGCCGGCGCGGCCGCCGACUCCCCCGACGCCGCCAACGGCAGCUCGAUCACGUCCGAGAGCAACAACGGAGCCAACAAGAGCGGCGGCGCCGACAGGAAGUUCGAGUGCCACUACUGCUGCCGCAACUUCCCGACGUCGCAGGCGCUGGGCGGGCACCAGAACGCGCACAAGCGCGAGCGGCAGCACGCCAAGCGGGCCCACCUCCAGGCCUCCCUCGCCAUGCACCGCUACGUGCCCGGCCACAUGUACGGCCUCUUCAACUACCACCAGCAGCAGCAGCACCACCUCGGCGGCGGCGGCGGCGGCCGCUUCGACUACCCCGCGCCGCUGCAGUUGCCGCCCCCGCCGCCGGCGCGCUACCCGAUGUGGACGAGCGCCGGCCCCGCGGGGCCCUACGGCGGAGGCCCAGGCUCCAUGUCGCAGCCAAUCAACGGUAGCCCGGUGCCGCCGGGGCUCUGGAGGGUGCCGCCCCCCGCUGCGACGACGACCACCACUACCGCCAUGGAGAAUUUCGGCGUGCCCGGCCGCCGCCACGGCGCUGGUGGUGGCACGGCGGCUGUCCUGGCCGCUGGGCCGGCUGGCGCGGAGGCGGCGGCAUGCAAGGACGACGCGAUGGGCUUGUUGUCCCCCUCGCCCUCGCUCUCGUCGUGCUCGUCCACGUCGCCGGAGAAGAAGAAGCUAGGUAGGUGCGAAUUGGGCCGCCAGAAGGAGACCGUUAGCUUGGACCUCCAUCUGUAAUUCUUUCUUUGUUUGUUUGUCACUAUAUAUUAGGUCUCCGAUCUCCUUCCCGUUGUGGAUGGAUUAGCAGUUGCGAGUGCAUGCAAUUCUCAACAGUUUUCUAAAUAAUCG
This is a messenger RNA of Zea mays, 1597 nucleotides long. RefSeq lists its product as uncharacterized. Bases 566 to 1486 code for a protein of 306 amino acids. Gene Ontology annotation, biological process: trichome morphogenesis; trichome differentiation; response to gibberellin. The record is from RefSeq and is marked validated. The transcript has a single exon. Gene Ontology annotation, molecular function: DNA-binding transcription factor activity. NCBI's taxonomy places the organism in Eukaryota, Viridiplantae, Streptophyta, Magnoliopsida, Poales, Poaceae.